Messenger RNA from Anopheles gambiae (African malaria mosquito), 7894 nucleotides. RefSeq lists its product as uncharacterized. Gene Ontology annotation, cellular component: nucleus. Lineage: Eukaryota; Metazoa; Arthropoda; Insecta; Diptera; Culicidae. The coding region runs from base 1271 to 3259 and encodes 662 amino acids. The record is from RefSeq and is a predicted model, not a curated record. The transcript is spliced from 6 exons.
UGCACGGUGCACACUGGCUGUACAUACAGAGGCACGGCUCGCCACAUUAUCGUCACGAUUGCACAAACAAUUCUACCACGCCACUGACUGAAAUCAUGCAAACCAAAGGCUAGGUGUUAAAAAUUGCCACAACAGUAAAACAGAUCGCAAUUCUGCGCAGCACAACGGUAAAAAAACACACAUCAAGCACACAACCCGACGGGUGUAAACGCGCCCGCAACGAAACCUUUCCAUCCCGCACGUAUCGUACAGUGCGGUGCAGUGUUUAGCGUAGAUGCGCGUGUGUAUGUGUGUGGGUGUUUGUUUGUGUGCACGCGCGUGUGCAAGAGCCAGUGUGUGUAUGUGUGUGUGUGUGGGUGCGUGUGCACGGAGAAGGAGCUUGAUUCAGAAUAAUCACGCCACUGCGGACGGAAGUAGCCCGUGUGUGUCUUUCGGUGGUGUUGUUUUGCUCCGAAACGGGUUGGCGAAAUGGAGACGAGCGCCUGAAGUAUGUGAAAAUUGCAGCCCUGCCCACCCACCGCCUUCGGCAAAGGGUAAGGCGCCACCCACCCCUUCCCCGUGUUCAGUGAGCAUUCUCGGCCGUGUGGACUUGUGUGUGUGUGGUGGGCCCCGGUGGAGGCCCAAGGAGUGUGUGUGUGUGUGUGAGCGUGUAUGUGUGCAUGGGGAUGUGUAUGUGUGUAUGCUAGGUACACAUAGGAGAGAUCAGCGCUGCAGCCGGAGCCGGAACGCAGCAGGCCACACAGGAAGGCAGUAGGCCACACGACGCGAACGAGUGACAGAGACAUACACACAAACAGUGCCCCCCCACCCCCACCCCCCGUGCGUGCGCGCUCCCCUGCUCUUGCCACCCUCCCCCUCCGCCGCUCCAUCUCCUCGGUGGGAUAGACGUGCGCGAACCGAGCAGCGCGCCCGCGAUACGAGCGGAGCGGAGCGAGGUGCGAGAGCGAGAUAGACACAGCGCGACGGCGACCGGAGCCACCACAUACAGCGCGCAGUGUCGUAUCUUCUUCAGUUACCCACCAUCUUGGAUUUUGGGCUUGCCAGUGUUUAGAAGGGGCCGACCGAGCUCUGGGUGCUGCUGCAGCGGGCCGAGCGCGUGACACCUUCCUCGAACCAAAAAAAAAGCAAAACAAAAACAAAAAAACAAAAGAAAAGAAAAACACACACCCGACCCUUCCCCCUUCCCUACAGAGGUCUGAUCCCCCCCCCCUCCUUCCCAUUCUGCUCCUUCCUGCUCACCUGGCUGCCGACACCGUUGCACGUUCAUAAUAUGGCUGUGUUUCUAAUUAAUAUAUGCAAGUUCAACGGUUGUGAGCGGAUUUUUCCCAGCUUGCGCGAUUUAAUACACCACAUCGAGAACACCCAUAUAGAUGACUCACAGGCGCCGGAUGUGACGGAAAAGACGCAGCCCACCUGUCUGCCGCUCAGCUACGUGCUGCGCUUCGUCACCGACGAGAGCCGCCGGGAUGGCGGCGGUGUGGCGUCGCCGAUGGCCGCUGCCGCUGCCGCCACCUCGACCAACAGCCCGGACAAGGCGCAACCGGCCGCCGUUGCCGGGGGCAAUGGGCUGCGGCUGUCCGGUUCGGGCCAGCAGCCGCUGCCACCACCGUCCUCGAUCAACCAAAAAAGUGCGGCGUCGGACCAUCACGGCACCGCCGGCACAAACGCCGGCGCCGCCGCCAACCUGCACGGCAUCGCGGCCACAAACCAUCUCGGUGCCGUUGGCACGAAUGGCACGAGCGGCAGCAGCGCACCGGCCAAUGGUGGGGGCGGUGCCACGCCGAACGGUAUCGCCGACCAGCAGCAGCAGAACGGGCUCGGUGGCGCCGUAGCAGCCGGGACCGGCGGGCUGGAGCCGGGCAAGCCGGCCCACCUCAACCAGCAAACGGUUGGCACAACCGAUCUCAAGCGCAAGAUUGCCAUCAAACAUCACAGCUACAGCAUAUCGGCGGCGAACCGCAGCAUAACGCCAACAGGAAGCGAAAUGGAUGACGACGAGAUGAUGGUGUCCGAGUCGGAGGACAGCAACGACUCGUGGACGACGGAGGAGUUCAGCUCCGAGUUUAUCAUGCGCUAUGGCAGCAGGCGCCAUUCGGCAUCCGGCGGCGGCAGCGGUAUCAACUCGACGAACGAGAAACCGUUCGCCUGCCCGGUGCCAGGUUGCAAGAAGCGCUACAAAAACGUGAACGGCAUCAAGUACCAUUCGAAGAACGGGCACAAAAAGGACGGAAACCGGGUCCGCAAAGCGUUCAAAUGCUACUGCGGCAAGAGCUACAAGACGGCCCAGCGGCUGAAGAACCACAACGUAGUGGUGCACGCGGCCGGCGGCCAGAACGGUGGCUCCCCGAUCGAUGGGCCGAGCGUGCCGGUCACCACCGUGCCGCUCGCUUCGCCGGCCGGCGGCGGCGGUGGCCUUUCCUCGCCGGCCGCGCUGAUCUCACCGCCGAUCAAAUCUCCCUCGCUGACGAACGGCGGCCAGAGCGCGGCCGGCCCGAACGCCACCCUCCCCAGCAGCGGUAGCAGUAUUGUGACAGCGGCCGCCGCCGCCAUCGCAUCUAGUCAAAUCGGUACAAACGCAACCACCACCAACACCAGCGCGACGUGCACCACUAGUCCAUCCACGCUUACGAUCACGCAGGUGACCACCCACAAGGUGCCGCGGGCGCUCGUGCUGGCCGCGAAUGGUACCGGCACGGGGAGCGCGGUUGCCGGCAGCACCGGCACCACCGUCACGGUCGGCAACAGCCCCAACGCGCUGCCGGUGGUAAGCGGUGCGUCCCCGCCGGCGGUCGGGUUUCCCGUGUCGCCCACCACCAUCACGUCGGCAGGCGUAUCGCCGGUAAGCAUUAAGUACGACAAUCUCGGCAUCCUGACACCGGCCACCUCGCCGAAGCUGAUCGCGGCCAGCCUCUGCGGCCAGGAGGGUGGCGGCAACCAGCCGCAACCGGCGCCGCCGCCCCCACCACCGACGGUGGUUACGACGGCAACGAUGCCGGCCGGCAGCAACAACACCACCACCGUGCUCGGUGGCAUCUCGCUGAAGGGCAGCGGUACCGCCGCGACCGUCAACGGCGAACUGGUCGGCAAUGGGAACGUUGGCACGAUCGCACUAGUCGUGUCGGCCUCGUCCGCGGCCGUCGCCAAUGGCAGCGAGGCCAAGCUGCUGACCGGUGGCGGUGGCGGGACCGGCCCCACCGUCAAAAGCGCAGUCCUCUCGGCGUCGGUCACGGCCGGCCAGCUGUUCGCCGAAGAGACGUAGCCGAUACUUAAGAAUUUACUGCUGCGCAAGUAUUGACUGGCUAGAGAAAGGGUACCUGUUCGACUAGUUUUUAACCACCGUUUCGUUUCUGCGGACGGAAGGCGGCAACCAUAACGCACCACGCCGCUUUCCCUCCCACUGCGCAGCUUGCAGUCUUGCUGUGGCCCUGUUUCCUCCCUAAAAAUAAUCCCGCACACCGUCAUUGUGUUAUCUUCAAAGCAAGUCAGACGAUAAGACGACUGCGCGUCCCAAAGGGCAAACCACAUAGACACGCGCGCGCACACACACAGAUACACACACACACACGCACACACACACACGCACACACACACACACACGCACACACACACACGCACACACACACACACACACACACACACACACACACACACACACACACACACACACACACACACACACACACACACACACACACACACACACACACACACACACACACACACACACACUGGAAUAUCCACUCGAUUUCAAAUUAAAACGAAAAAAAACAUAUAAAGCAAGCUGGAGGGUAAUCGAAAACAAAAAAAAAAAUACGUUAGCAUAAAUUAUCAAUAAUUGUAUACAACACACAUGGAGGAGCGGUUAAGUUUGUUUUGCAGCGUGAGUUAGCAUACUAUUAUUUAAUUUUGCGUUUGCUAUGUUCCUUCCCCUCGCGCGAUCGCGAUUCAAGAAAGGCUUUUAAACAAAUUUAAUCCUAAAGCUGCUUCCCGACCCCGUUAGGGGGAGGGCGACAAAAAAAAAAAAGGCUGACCAGCAGCAGCAGCAUAAAUUUCCCUCAAGCGAAAGGAAAUUAGGAAAAGUACUGCUAGAGCAAGGUAUUGCGGGGAGGAAAGUAGGCACGUACUGAAAUUAAUCAAACCAAUUUUAGUUAUCAGUGGUUUAGUCAGUGGUGUGUGGAUGUAUGUGGAUGUGUAUAUGUGUGUGUGUGUGUGGUGUUUGAUCCCAUUUUAAAUCAUUUUAGUCAUGAAUUAGCAUUGCUUGUUGCUUGCUAACCUGUGAGCGUGCGGAAUCGUGUCCGUCUUGGUAGGGAAGCGCGCGCCAAUACCACCAAACCGAAUACCAAUUUCUUCAAAGCGUGAGGGAAGGAUAGCUGGCCUUUUAGUAGGCUUUAGCGAAAACGGAGUCAACACAUCAUCAGUAGGGGCCGUGCGUUUGUUGAAAACAAAACUUCGCUUUUUGUGUAUAUUGUCAUUUCACUAACUUUAAAGCACUAUUUAUUUUAACAAAGGAUAAUAUUUAUUAAUUGUACAACCUUGCUUGUCUUGCGUUAUUUUGGGGGUCCCCUUUUGCCCCCAUUUUUCCCUUCCAUCCCGGCUGCUUCUCGCUACUCCUCUUUUGGAGUUGUGGAGUGGGAGUUUCUGCUUCUUUAUAUUUUGAUUUAAGCCUAAACACGUAACACGUAACAUGCAGUGUGCAAUAACAAUAAUCUGUGACAUGCCCCCCCCCCCCCCCUCUCCAAUCGGUUUCUAACCAAACACAUUUAUUUCUUUUUUUAUGUAUAUUUUUAUUUUUUUAAAUUUACUACCCGCACCGUUUCCUUAUACGCGAUUGUGCUGCUUUACUUCCUUUACUUCACGUAUGCUUUAGCGUAUGAAGUUUAUUUACGCGAUUAUAUUGUUGAUGAUUGGACGACUCUAGCGAGAUAAUAGUGAAGGAAGGAAAGAGAGUUAGAGAGACAGCCGGAGAGAGCGAGAGAAGGAUGUGAAGUGUGUAGUAGCGCUACUAGUAUCGGCAUUCGACCGCACUGAAGAUGAGAGUUGUCGAUAAGAGGAUGGGGCAGUCGCGUUCGCUGAAAGGGAAGCUAUUAAAUUAAAUUAAAUCAAUUUACCGCGCCCCGAUCCAUAUAACGCGCACGGGAUGGUUCCACCCCACUGCGGUGGGGUGCUUUGACGGUGUUUUACAACCCCUCCAUCCGUCGCACAGUAAUGUGUGUGUGUGUGUGUGUGUGUUUGUGUUGUAGUAGUGUAAUAGUAGUAGUAAUAGUAGUAAAAGAAUGUGAAUAUGAGGAGAGAGAAGAGCGAAGGCCAAUAUGAAAAGGAUAGGGCGGGAAGGGGAGCAUAUGUACGCGCUAAACGAGGAUCUCAGAAUGAUUUGUUUUAAAUCUUUUGAACGUAUGUCACUUUCCAAAAACAACCAAAACUCAUCUUAUCGAUAGUGUAAUGAUAGGGCAAAGGAGAGCUAAAGCGUAAGCAAAAUCGAGAGAAGAGAGUCGUCGGCGAGAAGUAUAAACAUUAUCAUAAUACGCAACAGUACGCUCUAAUUAGUUUGAAAGCAAACCACAGCAGCUGCAAAAUAAUUCAACGCAAGGAUCACGCGUCUCAUACAACUGCAUCCAAACUGCAUGCACACCUAUAUUGUUCCUGUUAUCAUUAAUAAUUAGUAAGCAACAGAUUCUACACGCACAUACACACACACACGCGCGCAUACACAAUAUAUACACACAUACACACAUACAUGAGACUAUUGACUAGUGGCUUACAUUUGCUGUGAUUUCUUUUUCCUUCCCAUUGUUUUUUAGUCUAUUUUGUUUUGUUUUGUUUUUGUUCAUUCCUCUCAUCCAAACAUCAUCAUCGUUCCUUUUUUCGUUCAAUAUACAAACGUAGGAUGUAGUUUUUUUAUUUAGUUUACAAUGCAUUUCCCAUUCACCGUGUUUUCUUCUUUUUUUUUGUUCUGAUUUUAUUUAACCACUUUUCUGCCUGGUUUUUUAGAUUGCGAGCGUUUACAAGCAUCGCAACUAACAUCUCAACUGUAGUUUUGUACCAACAUUCAAAGAACCUAUAUCCCGUUUUUUCUUCUUUUCGAUUUCAACACACAUACACAAAGACACAAAUACACACACACACACACACAUAUACAAGAAAAAAUGAAAAGAAAUGAUGAAGGAAAGAAUCAAAGCCAUAAUUAAUCGUAAACAAAAUCCCCCAUUUAACGUUAAUAGUGAGUGUUGGUGGAAGCCGAGAGGCGGAAAAAGAUGAUUGUGUAAUAAUGGGCGCGCGUUUAGUAGGCUUCUAGAGGCGUACGGUAUUUUGGUUUUGUUUAUUUUUUUGUUGAUGUUUUUUUUUGUUUUACUAUCCAACGAACCGGGAAACAUUAUUAGUUUGUAGGUAAAUUAUAUAAAGCUCCCCUCCCAUCCCCAUUCGCCACUCUUCCCUCUGUUCCUUGUACCCUGCCGUAAUGUAGAAUUAAAUCAUUUAAAAAAAAAACAAAAAAAGGAAGAAGAAAAAAAAACUCCAUCGUGUGAGGCUAGUGCAUCGGAUUAAGGACACACGCAUCGUGUGUAGUGCGUGUGUAUAGUAAUAGAAAACACCACACAUCGGCAUAUACACACACACACACAGAUACAUAGACACAUACACCGUUCGUUAGAUUGUGAAAAUAGUAUGCUAAGUAUGCUAAAGGGCGUUUGCACGAGUUGCUUUUAACAACACCCAUACUAACAGAUAUGCAUUGCGCGCAAGGUGUGGUACUCCUUUUCCUGUUUUCUUCUUUUUUUUUGUAUGUGCGGCGAUGGCGAUAGAAAAAAAAGUCAACGGAGCAUUAGGAAAAACGUGAUCCUGUCGAACAGAAGCAGAAGGAAAAAAAACAAAACCACAAUCAGUAUACAAUGCAGAGUUCCGAAACGGUUAAGCGCUUAUUUAAACAAAAUUACACACACACACAUACAGCGUUGUACAAUUUUAUGUGCAGCUGAUCGGUAAAGCUCCCUGCUAAUUCUACCCCCGCCAUCGCACAGAUGCUUUUAUUACGUUUUGUGAUAACCACACACAGGCAGCUCUAAUAACUAAACUGGGUAUUAAUCAAACUAAAGAGAGGAUGCAAGGAAACAAAAUUUCGAAAACGAUCAACACACAUGUACAACGUGACAUGCGCUGCCCCAUACCCCCAUAGCCAUUGUAAAACCAACCAAUAGAUGAAAGGGAUUGUGAAUUAAAAUCGUACGUGCGCGUAAUUUUUCGGGUUUAACGGGCGACAAAUUCCAAUUCGAUUUCUGCUGUCUUUAUUAGGUGUGUGCGAAGUUCGCUUGUGUGUGUCCCCGGGCUGAACAUAUAAAAACUAAAACCAGUCACUAGCGUGUGUUGUGAGCACAUUACUUAGAUAUAUUUAAAGUGAAGAAAAGCGAAGAGAGGAAGAAAAAAAACAUACAACAACACAUACAAUAAAUCAAAGAGGGGUGGAAACAAUCGAAGGGGAGCGGUAGAGCGGGGGAAUAGUGCAGAUUGUGUGCAGUGUGCAAUAAACGACGGGGCACAACAAUACAAACAACAAACAAAAAAACACACACACACAACUACAUUUAACUAAGUAAGAGCAUAAUCACACUCAUACCACUUAUUUGUCUAUAGCUAGUCAAAAUUUUUAAGUAUAAUAUUUAUGUUUUUUAAUUAAUAUUAUUAUAAUUAUUAUUAUUAUAUCUAGGUAAAGAUGAAGCAGAAAUACAACAGCAAGAAGCAGAAGAAGAAGGAAAAAAACACGUGGAAUUUAGGGCGCAUUUAUCUUUGUCGAUAGCAAAAAAAAACGAUACUUGUGCACACGAAAAUGUCCGCGCGCGCGCUCAGCCUGUUGUAAAAUCUAUAUGAUUAGUCAAAUAAAAACACUUUAAAAAUGUGAACGAAA